UGUACUGUACACGUUGGGGCUCAGAGGAAAACGCAGUGCUCUCCUUUUGGCCACCAAGGGCAUAAACUUCGCUACUGUGGAAAGUGAAACUGAGGGGCAGGGCGGAGACUUCCAUUUCCUUCAUACGCCUGCGCCUUAAAAAAAAGACAACUCCGCUUUCCUGGAACCCGAGAGUCGCGCAUUCGGGAGCCCAGGAGAGGCGGAACCAUUGUGCUCAGUUGUGUUGUGCAGCGGAGAUAUUUACGUGCCGUACCGAAGGGAUUAAUUUUUGCGUUUGGAGAGCCAUGGCGGGGUCCGGGGCAGAGCUAAAACCUGCCGUACUGAAGCACCGGCGAACUACACUCGAACGGGUCGAAAAGUUUAUCUCCGAGAUAUACUUCACGGACUGCAACCUCCGGGGCAGGUUGUUUGGUGCUUCCUGCCCGUUGGCAUCUCUCUCUUGCUUUGAAACCUCACAGCGGAUUCCAUAUGAAGAAGCUGUCAGACAAGAAUUUAGGCUUGUGAAAGUUGGAGACUGUUUUGGAAGCACAUGGCAGACCUGCUGGUUCAAAGUAGAUCUCAGCAUCCCCAGGGAAUGGACAGGAAAGGAAGUCCACCUUCUUUGGGAAAGCGAAGGAGAGGGAAUGAUUUGGAGGGAUGGCCAGCCUGUGCAGGGUUUGACGCGGGAAGGUGAGAAGACCAGCUACAUUCUGACAGAUAAUCUAAAGGAGACGGACCCCCACAGCUUGACCCUGUAUGUGGAGCUUGCCUGCAACGGUCUGUUUGGAGCUGGGAAAGGCAGCAUGAUUGCACCACCUGAUCCUGACAAGAAGUUCUCCCUGCAGAAGGCAGAGCUGGUGGUCUUCAACAGGGAUGUCCAUGAACUUCUGGUAGACUUUGAGAUUCUUCUGGACAUGGCUAAGCUUCUUGGGGAGGAAAACCAGCGGAGCUUCCAGGCACUUUACACAGCCAAUCGGAUGGUUAACCUGUGCGAUGUUGCCAACCCAUCGACUUUUGCUGCAGUUCAUGAACUUGCCUGCUCCGUCUUCGGUCAAAAGAAUGGAGAGAGUCAGCAUGUCAUCCAUGCAAUGGGCCAUUGCCACAUUGAUUCCGCUUGGCUGUGGCCUUAUGAUGAGACGAUCCGUAAAUGUGCUCGCAGUUGGGUGACUGUCAUACGCCUGAUGGAGAAGAACCCGGAGUUCACCUUUGUUUGCUCACAGGCUCAGCAGUUUGAAUGGGUGAAGAACUGGUACCCUGGGUUGUACUCUACAAUUCAGAAGUUUGCGAAAGAAGGUCGUUUCAUUCCUGUUGGGGGCACCUGGGUGGAAAUGGACGGCAAUCUUCCAAGUGGAGAAUCCAUGGUUCGUCAGUUCCUGCAGGGACAGCGGUUCUUCCAGCAGGAGUUUGGGAAGCUUUGCUUGGAGUUCUGGUUGCCAGACACGUUUGGCUACUCUGCACAGCUGCCCCAAGUGAUGAACGGCUGCGGGAUCCACCGGUUUCUAACGCAAAAGCUUAGCUGGAACCUCGUGAACACUUUCCCGCACAACACCUUUGUCUGGGAAGGCAUUGACGGGUCCCAGGUUUUAGCCCACUUCCCACCCGCAGAUUCCUAUGGGCUGGCUGGUUGUGUGGAGGAGAUGUUAAAAACGGUGAAGAACAACAGGGACAGGGGCCGUGUCAACCACAGUGCCGCUCUCUUUGGCUUCGGAGAUGGGGGAGGCGGCCCAACGCAGAAGAUCCUGGACAGGCUGAGGAGAAUGAAGGACACAGAUGGCUUGCCAAGGGUUCAGAUGUCCACACCUGACCGGCUUUUCACUGCCCUGGAAAAGGAAAAGGCUCAGCUGUGUACCUGGGUUGGCGAACUGUUUCUUGAGCUCCAUAAUGGCACAUACACCACACAUGGACAGAUUAAGAAGGGGAAUCGGGAGUGUGAGCGCCUGCUCCACGAUGUCGAGGUUCUGAGUAGCUUUGCUUUGGCGCAGAAAAGCUCUUUCCAGUACCCUUCGGCUAAGCUUCAGCACCUGUGGAGGCUCCUCCUCCUGAAUCAGUUCCAUGAUGUCUUGCCAGGCAGCUGUAUCCAACUGGUAGCUGAGGAUGCCAUGAGAUACUAUUCAGAAAUUUGCAGUGCUGGAUCUCAACUUCUGAAAGAUGCUGUGCAGUCUCUGUUUGGAGGCAUUUUGUCAAGCAGUCAAGAGACUAACGGGAGCAUCCUUGUGGUCAACACGUUGCCGUGGAAACGAACUGAAGUCAUCCCCAAAGCUGGACCAGGAGGAUCCAAGACCUUAGCCUUGGUGACAGUUCCCAGCAUGGGCUACUGUGUUGUUCAAGAUUCCUUACCUCCUCCAUAUCCCGUGACAGUGACCAAAGAGGUGGAUGGCUCUGUCAUUAUGAAGAAUGGUCUUGUCCGAGUCUGUCUGGAUACUCUGGGGCGUGUGACAUCGCUUUGCUUAAUGCAGCCAGAGAGAGAGUCAGUUCCCGAAGGUUGCUGCGCUAACCAGUUUGUGAUAUUUGACGACGUUCCAUUGUAUUGGGAUGCCUGGGACGUUAUGGACUAUCACCUGGAGACCAGGAAGACCGUUGCACAUCUCCUUAAACCCUUGGAAAUCAUCCAGCCAGGGGGACUGCGGGGCAGUGUGACCUUCUCCCUUCAGAUCAGCGAGAAGAGCGUCCUUACCCAAGAGGUCAUUCUGGACGCAGCAUGCCCUCACGUCCGCUUCCAGACUCAGGUUCGAUAUGCUUGUAAUCUUCUCUGGAAGCUCUUUCCCCUCCUAAAUACACCCAUACCUGUGUAUGUUUUGUAAAUCUGUUUUUUCCCC
Molecule: messenger RNA, 2795 nt
Organism: Podarcis muralis (Common wall lizard)
Lineage: Eukaryota; Metazoa; Chordata; Lepidosauria; Squamata; Lacertidae
Source: RefSeq, a predicted model, not a curated record